Abrus precatorius (Indian licorice) is the source of this 1002-nucleotide messenger RNA. RefSeq names its product ubiquinone biosynthesis protein COQ4 homolog, mitochondrial-like. NCBI's taxonomy places the organism in Eukaryota, Viridiplantae, Streptophyta, Magnoliopsida, Fabales, Fabaceae. The coding region runs from base 147 to 815 and encodes 222 amino acids. Gene Ontology annotation, biological process: ubiquinone biosynthetic process. The transcript is spliced from 3 exons. The record is from RefSeq and is a predicted model, not a curated record. Gene Ontology annotation, cellular component: mitochondrial inner membrane.
AUUUCUAGAAGGGUGUUGGUGCUUGGUGAAUUGCUACUAUCGGGCGCCAAAAUCCUCAGCUGAAACGGCGAUGGCUUAGAUCCUCAUCUUACUCACACGUUUCGUUCUUCCUUCAAAUAUCUAAUCAGAAUGAUAGAGGUGGUAGAAUGAGGCUGAACACGUGGCAGCAAGCGGCGGUGGCAGUGGGUUCGGCGGUAGGGGCACUGUUGAAUCCUCGAAGAGCAGAUUUAAUAGCGGCUCUCGGUGAAACAACUGGAAAACCCGCUUUCCAGAGGGUUCUUCAAAGAAUGAACAAUUGCCCGCAAGGCAGGGCAGUACUAUUGGAGCGUCCUCGAGUUGUAUCUGCAAAAGUAGGACAUGCUUGGGACCUGCCAGCAAAUACAUUUGGUGCUGCCUAUGCUAGAUUCAUGGGAUCCAGGAACUUUUCCCCAGAUGAUAGACCACCUGUGAGGUUCAUGGACACAGAUGAAUUAGCCUAUGUAGCCAUGCGGGCUCGUGAAGUGCAUGACUUCUGGCAUACCCUUUUUGACCUUCCUACUAACUUGAUUGGGGAGACAGCACUGAAGGUAAUUGAGUUUGAGCAGAUGCAACUUCCUAUGUGCCUGCUGUCUGUUAUAGGGGGCACUGCAAGAUUCAGUGAAAAGCAGAGGAAAUUGUUUUAUCAGCACUACUUCCCCUGGGCUGUUCGUGCUGGUAUGCAGUGCACUGAUCUUAUGUGUGUGUAUUAUGAGCGGCAUUUUCAGGAAGACUUGGAAGAAGUUCGCCGGGAAUUGAGAAUUGUUCCUGCUCCUGCUCCUGCUCCUGCUGUUUCUUAACUGCGUGGAUUUGGACCUAGAGAAUACUUGGUUUUCUUGGUGGUAGCAGUGUGCUAGAGUUGUGUAAUUCUAAUUUUUGAAUGCAAUGUAGGGUACAGGCUUUGCUUUUGAUAUUUUGUUGGUGAACGUUGUAUAGGUUUUAUUUUAUCAGUGACUUGUUUAUCAUGAUCAAUAAAAUAAGACUUAC